AUGUUUAUUUUCUGCUUCGUUUUAGCAUUAUCGUUAUGCCAUAUAACAUUAUGCAUAACUGCUCCAAUAGAUACUGUUAUAAUCCAGGUCCAGGUGAGUGCUCAGCCUCUCAUGCAACAAGUGUUUCUCAACGGUUUGGCAUUCACAAGUUUGAGCCAGGAAAUUAACAACAUCGUUCAGAGUUUAGCAGAUGCAAUCCUUCCUAUUGGUGUCAACCAGACAGCAGAACUAAGAAACCACACAGUGCUCCGAUCACGUUCCUGCAUUCUGGAGGGCUCUGAGCUGCACUGGACUGACCGAGUGUUUUAUGAUGGGGAAGUUCAUCUGAGCCUGGAGUCCUCUGACACUUGGACAGCUCAUGUGCCACAAGCACUUCACCUGAAGGCCAAAUGGGAUCAGGAAGUUGAUCGAACUAAAGUGGAGAGAGUGCGUCUACAGGAGGGAUGCAUCCAGCUCAUUAAAGAAUUAAAGUUUACUCAAGAGGAACAAGUUCCACACAUUCCUCUUCCUCAAGUCCUGAUCCCUAUUUUGGCAGUUGUGGCUUUUACGGGUCUAUUCGUAAUAAGCCUUUGUCUCUCCAAAAACGUUGGACUGAGGCACCCCGGAGGUGUUAUUGGAUCAGUUAUACAUUAUCCAAAAGACAUACCGGAUGAAACUUCAAAAGGAUUUGACUACCAAACUAUUUAA
Knipowitschia caucasica is the source of this 687-nucleotide messenger RNA. NCBI's taxonomy places the organism in Eukaryota, Metazoa, Chordata, Actinopteri, Gobiiformes, Gobiidae. The record is from the annotation of a GenBank genome assembly.